Molecule: messenger RNA, 1859 nt
Organism: Zea mays
Lineage: Eukaryota; Viridiplantae; Streptophyta; Magnoliopsida; Poales; Poaceae
Product: harpin-induced protein
Biological process (GO): defense response to other organism
Cellular component (GO): plasma membrane
Source: RefSeq, marked validated
ACAAAUCAAAUGAUUCCUUGCUUGCCCCCCUUUCCCUCCAAAAUUCUCGCUGCGGCCCUCGUCUUCCUCCUCUUCUUCUUCUGUAAAGUGCCAAGUGCCAACUGCAUUCUGGCUUACUUGGAACACCACUCCUUGAUUCCUUCCCAUUCCACCAGUCUCAUCUUGCAUAGUGCUAGAACUUAUCCAUUUGCUUGCUACUGCUCUUGCCCAGCAUGAGCAAACGGCCGAUGAUGACAACGCCGGCGGGCGGAGAAGACGGUGAGCCAUCCAGCGGCGCUCGCGGAGCCGGUGCGCCGCCGCCGUCUCAGCCGGUCGGUACCGGCCGCUACGCAAGACUGCAGAGCGCCGGCACCGGGACCAGUGCCGCCGACGGCGACCGGCCCAGACGUCGUGUGACCUAUAUGGAAGGCCGUUUUGAAGCGGCGGAGCAGCCGCCAACCGAUGACGGUUACGGUGCCGGGGACACUGCCCCGCCCCAGACGCGCACGCAACGCCCCAGGCCGACCUACACGCCUGUGUCGCAGAGGAGACGAGAGGGCGAUUGAUGAGCAGCCACGGUUGUACGGAGAUUACCCGCGCCGGGGCAGCCCGGCGGAACCGCCGGCGCGAACGCCAACGCGGCCCCGGGGUAGCCGUGCCGGGCUGGGAGGAGCUGCGGGAGGGGCGCUGCCACCGGGGAGCAGCAGCCUCCCCAGCCCCGAAACGGCUGUUUCGACAACUGGUGGGAUCCCCGGCUCGUCGGGAGGAGCACCACCGGUGCAACCCCGGCGUGGUGGCCUGAAGACCAAUAAGACCAUCGAGCGCGUCAGCACGCUGGGGGACGAGCCGGUAGGACUGGGUGGGAGUGGGAGUUCGGAGCCGCCGCCGCCGCCAACGCAAACGCAACCGAAGCCGGAGCCACGUUUUUCUCUUCCUCAGCAGCCGGAGGAGGGGCCGUAUGUCGACCAGCCGCCGAAGCAGCCGUCUUCGUCGGGGUCGGGGACGAAGAGGCCAGCUGGAGCGUCGCCGACGCUGAUCAGGAGGAAGGAGAAGGCGACGAAGCUGAUGACGGUCUGCUUGACCUGCUGCUGCAUCCUGUUCUGGCUCCUGGUGGUCUGCGUCGGCCUCGCCAUCCUGGUGGUGUACCUCCUGUACCACCCCAGGGCGCCGCGGAUCCACGUGAGCACGGCCACCCUCAACGCCGGGUACAUCGACGAGCUCCCGCCACCGCACCUGGGCAAGGCGCUCAACUCAGACCUCUACGUGCUGGCGGCCAUCUACAACCCGAACACCAAGGUCGACGUCGUCCUGCGCUACAUGCAGCUGGACCUCUACUUCCAGGGGAGGCUGAUCGGGACGCAGGCGGUGUGGCCGCCGCUGUACGAGAAGCCCGGCGACUCGGCGCUCCGCAGCGUGCACCUGGUGGUCAGCGAGGUGGUCAUGACGCAGGAGGACGCCGAGGUGUGGAAGAACGUCACCACCGGCGGCGGCCUCGUGGAGAUGCACCUCCAGGGCAAAUUCCACGUCCAGCUCAACUUCGGCCGCUGGCUCCCGUUCAGGUACACGGUCAGGCCGACCUGCGCCCUCUGGCUCGACCCGCCGCCGGCCGGCGCGCUGCGCAGGGCGCGCUGUUUGAAUUCUUGAUUAGGGCAUUUUAAGGUAAAUGCGCGAAGCAACUUCCGAUCAAUUCUAUGCAAAAAAACAAAAACAAAAACAAUGCUGCUCGCAUGCCUUGCUUAUUAGUCGAACAACCCGUGUUUUUUUGGUUUAUACAGUAGCUUUUUUUCUGGCUGAAACUCAUUUGGAAAUUGGGAUUCUUGCAGUUCUAUUAUUAUUAUUGUAAAAAAAGUCAAAUGGAAUCAGAUAUCGAGCCAGUGACA